Molecule: messenger RNA, 1920 nt
Organism: Penicillium manginii
Lineage: Eukaryota; Fungi; Ascomycota; Eurotiomycetes; Eurotiales; Aspergillaceae
Exons: 5
Coding region: 1-1920 (639 amino acids)
Biological process (GO): regulation of DNA-templated transcription
Molecular function (GO): DNA-binding transcription factor activity, RNA polymerase II-specific; zinc ion binding
Source: RefSeq, a predicted model, not a curated record
AUGGACCUAGAUCCAAAGUUCUCCAGGAAGCGCGAGAGUCGGACACGCGCUCCGACAGCUUGUCAAACCUGUCGCUUGCGCAAGACCCGGUGCGACAAUGUAAGACCCAUCUGUAGCUACUGUGCGAUACAGGGAGUCGAGUGUAUCUUCCCCGAGAGCUCGCCGCAUGUAACACAGACCAACUUCGAGUCCUCCAAUCAUGAGAUCCUGCAGCGGCUAGGCCAUAUUACCUCAUUGCUGGAGGAUAUCAAGCAGGAUGGUGGAUCAGGCAGGGGCUCGUUCUUUGGGUUGAAUGUGCAAAAUGCGAGUCCCCUGACAGAUGCUUCUCCUGGUCACAGCAACCGGGGAGCCGCCAUUGAAGAUCGAUCCGGGGACCACGAUCCCCUGGCCUUGUACGCGGCUAACUCCGCGGAAUACAUGCUCCGCUGGCCGGUAUACAGCAAGGUCAUCACCGAGGCUGAAAAGAAUAUUCGUUCCUUUUUGCUCGAUUCAUUAGAGAAGCAAUCCGAGCCCCCCAUCCCGCCUCCCCGAACAUUAGGUGUUGGUUCUUUCUUAGACGAUAUACAACAUCUUUGUCGAAAAUACAUACGACUGCUCCAUCGGCGAAAUCCCAUUAUUGAUGUCGAAAGACUGGAGCGUUAUGCUCGCGAAGUAACAAUACAAGGCCUAGGGUGGGACGGCCCGUCCUGCCAAGUGCUCAUAGCCUGUGCUCUGGCAUGCUGCACAUCAACAUUCAUUCCCUUGAGUGAACUCCCGGUCGAUCUUGAUCGCAUCCCCACGCCACCUCGGUCAGAUGCUAGUAUCGAACUUGCCGAAGCUUACUUCCAUGCUGCGAAACAACGGCUUGGUUCACUACACACAUCACCGACUGACAUACAAUGCUUUCUUCUCGCGGGAUCUUACCACAGACAUCUCAUGCGACCCUUGCAGGCCUGGUUUUGCUAUCAGCAAGCUUCCUGCAGGCUAGAAGUCCGCUUGCGAACCAUGCGUAGAGGGCAAUGGGUAGCCGAUGUCAACUAUAAUAGUCUCGAAUCUCGCCUAUACUGGUCCUGUAUGCAGGCAGAGCAUGAAAUGCAGAGCGAGCUUCCACUGUGGAGCAGCGGGCUCAAAAGUCUCGGAUAUUCAGCGCAAUUCCCAACAUUUCCACGGACGAGUGCGUCAAACUCGACGUCGACUUCACCAGAGGAUGCAAUGGAUGAAGGCAAUGACGCAUCGCCGCAAUCAGAUAUUAGCGGCACAGAAGAGGAAAAGGGGUGGAGAUUUUACAUUGGAUCGAUUUGCAAUCGCCGCACUGUAAAUGAUAUGCUGAUAGACAUGUGGCGCUCCGGCGAGCAAGAGUGGGUCAAUAACAUGGAUGGCGUCGUCGAGAAAACUACCGAGGCCGUUCAUGUUGUUUAUUCUUGGUAUCAAUUGUCACGGAAUGCCCUCCCUCCCUCAAGCCCCGAUAAUGAAGACCUGGAAUCGCUCGUCUACGGCCGCUACCUCCUUUGUCUGGAGAAGAUCUACCGCCCUAUCAUCUACCUUGCAGUCCACUAUAACUCCCUUCCGGGAUAUAUUCAAAACAACACCCGGCGCGCCCGAAUUAUCUUUGAUCAUUCGCAAGAAGCCCUCGAGAGCUAUACCAUUCUUAUCCCUAACCUGUGGUAUCAUUUUCGCCAUGAGUGGAUCUGGAAUGUCAUGAGAUGUACCUUUGGUGCCUCCAUUCAGAUCAUUGCAGCUGUCCUCAGUCGAUUACAAUAUGCCAAUGCCGGUGGGUGGUGUCUUAUUCCACCCCACAACUGGACCGCCCUGGUACGGUUAUCUAUUCGGACAUUGAGAGCUUGGUCAGCGGAGUCGCCUGAUGUGGAGAUAAUGAGGACUACGUUGGAGAGGAUGUAUCAAGGCACUUGUUUGUUAGCUGGGGUGAGAACAGAUCUGUAA